Nicotiana tabacum (common tobacco) is the source of this 1091-nucleotide messenger RNA. NCBI's taxonomy places the organism in Eukaryota, Viridiplantae, Streptophyta, Magnoliopsida, Solanales, Solanaceae. The record is from RefSeq and is a predicted model, not a curated record.
CUUUAAAUAAAUUAAACCCUUUUGGUUACAGAGUAAACCUUUGUAUAGUGCAUCAAACAACAGUUUUUCAAAAGAUUUUGUUUACCAGGUCGCUAAAGUUCCUCUUCUCUGCCGCUAAUUAAGCUGCUCAUAAUCACUCUGCCGCUAACGGAAUUUGGCGCAAGAUAUUUUCCAUUAUUCAUCAAAUACAUAUGACACAACAAGACCAACGCAAAGUUGCUUAUGCCAUUCGGAGGAUGAACAAAUAUAUUGAAUCAAAUGCAACAAAGUUAAAUGAUGGAAACCAUAGUGGACAUGAACAAGAAAUUUCAGGACUUGGGAGUACACACUGACUUUUAAACUCAUUCGUCCCAAGAUGAGUCGUCAAAUUAAAAUAUGGAGAGAGCAGCGCCAUUUGGUGAGCAGGUGGAUAUCUCAUCGGGCGACUCAUCUUCCUCUGAUACAGAUGAUCGCAAAACAGAAAACAAACAGCUGAAAAAUUAUAUCACCACUGGUCAACCUGUUAACGAACUUAUUUCUGAAGAUUCAAUGAUAAGAAGAGCAAGAAUGUACCAGGAGUACAUGCAGUUGGUUCCUAUUCCCACACACCGUGGCUCUGUUAUCCCUUUCACCUCAUGGGCGGGAUUAGCCGCAUCCAUUAAACAGUUAUAUGGACAACCACUGCACUACCUAACCAAUGUCCACAUGAAGCAGUGGGAUCAAAUGAGGUUCAACACCAACGAUGAUGACGUUCCAUUAGAUACCAUCAUACAUCCUAGCAAAGCUGAAGCAAGCAUCUGGCUUAUUGAAGAAGUUCAUAGGCGUGCCUCAUCUCAUCAUUACAUUGCUGAACUUUGGCUUGCUGAUCCUAUGUAUCAUGCCUAUGUUGAUCCAAUUUUCCCAAAGCUGCAGAAUUCAACAAAGUAGAUUAUUUGCUAAUCUAUCUUCAUUGACUUGGUCUAGACUCAUUAACCUUCUACUUGGGAAAAAAAAUUUAAUCUCCAUCACCCUUUCCAAACAACCAUGUUAUAUGAAAAAUUGUAAUGACUUCUUUGAGUUUAUCUCCUGCUUUCACAUGUUGAUAAAGUAAUAUGUUUUCAGCACAUGGGCUA